Messenger RNA from Glycine soja, 1258 nucleotides. Its product is annotated as bifunctional epoxide hydrolase 2-like. Bases 81 to 1016 code for a protein of 311 amino acids. The record is from RefSeq and is a predicted model, not a curated record. Gene Ontology annotation, molecular function: hydrolase activity. The transcript is spliced from 5 exons. Lineage: Eukaryota; Viridiplantae; Streptophyta; Magnoliopsida; Fabales; Fabaceae.
UACACACAAGCACAACUGCUUGUGGACUUAUCGUCAAGGAAAACUAAGUUCUUCAGUCUUGACUUGAGUGCUUUGAGUUCAUGGAUCCAAUCCAACACAAGUUCGUCAACGUUGGUGCUCUCAAGCUCCACGUCGCAGAAACCGGAACCGGUCCAAACGCCGUCGUAUUCCUGCACGGCUUCCCGGAGAUAUGGUACUCGUGGCGGCACCAGAUGAUAGCUCUCGCCGGUGCCGGAUUCAGAGCGGUUUCCUUCGAUUACAGAGGUUACGGUCUCUCCGACCCGCCACCCGAACCCGAUAAGACCUCUUGGUCCGAUCUUCUCAGUGAUCUCCUUCAUAUUCUUGAUGCUCUUGCUCUUUCUAAGGUGUUUCUUGUUGGGAAAGACUUUGGAGCUCGUCCUGCAUAUCUAUUUUCAAUUCUUCACCCUGAAAGGGUCUUGGGAGUUGUCACGUUGGGAGUUCCAUAUGUUCCCCCAGGCCCCUCUCAGUAUCACAAAUUCCUUCCUGAAGGCUUCUACAUUUUGAGAUGGCAGGAACCUGGAAGGGCAGAAGCUGAUUUUGGACGCUUUGAUGCAAAGACUGUUGUGCGAAAUAUUUACAUCCUCUUCUCAAGAAGUGAAAUACCAAUAGCUAAUGAAAACCAGGAGAUCAUGGAUUUGGUGGAACCUGAUACUCCGCUUCCCACUUGGUUCACAGAGGAAGAUCUUGCAACAUACGGAGCCUUGUAUGAGAAAUCUGGAUUCCAAACUGCAUUGCAGAUUCCAUAUAGGUCAUUAGGUGAAGUGCUUAGCUUGCCAGAUCCUGUGGUUAAAGUUCCGGCAUUUCUGAUAAUGGGUGGCAAGGAUUAUGUUCUGAAGUUUCCAGGGAUUGAAGAUUUAACAAAGGGUGAAAAAGCAAAAUGGUUUGUUCCAAACUUGGAGGUUACAUUUAUCCCGGAGGGAACCCAUUUUGUUCAAGAACAGUUUCCCGAGAAGGUGAAUCAGCUUAUUCUUGACUUCCUUGCCAAGCACACUUGAUAUUGGACUGUCGUCAUGAAUGGUGUAUGUGGAUUGUGAACUGUGGGAAAAUCAGACAAAGUGCAGCACAAAAUGAUCGAUUGCUGAAGCUAAAUGAUGCAAAGCUUGCUGGUAGAGCUUUGUUAGAUGAAUUUCUUGUACAAAGAAUUCGUGAAAUAUGCGACUGAGUUGUCUAGCUAAUAAAUAAAUAACCGGUUUCUUAGUUAACAAAUAAAGGGAAAAGAACUUAUAAGCACCCUAAA